AUGAGCCAACGUUCUUCGGCUGGAUCGUCAGGGUUACCGUCGAGAAGUUCUCAGGUUGGAGUUCCGUGUAGAUGCUGGUGUGGUGGAGAGAUUAGAACCUACACCUCAAAGACGGAAGAGAAUCCCUGUAGGAGAUUUUACAGAUGUGUUGUUGGUGUGAAGGAGAAGAAGGAGAAACACAUGUUCCGUUGGGUUGAUGAUGCUGUUCUAGAGGAGAUUAGGAUGGUUGAAAGCAAACAAAACCAACUCUUAGAGGACCUAAAAAAGAUGGUAACAAACAAUGUGGAGCUCCAAAAGGAGAUGGUGAAGGAGAUGGAAGAAAAGAUGGAGAAGAAUAUGAUUGAGAUCAUCAGGCAAGAGCUAAUGGUUGCGAAAGAGAGUAUGGAGAAGUCGAACAAGCAGAGGAUUUGUGUACUAGUCGUAUUGGCAGUUUCAAUGGCCUGGCUUUAUAAGAAGAUGAUAUGA
Camelina sativa (false flax) is the source of this 465-nucleotide messenger RNA. Lineage: Eukaryota; Viridiplantae; Streptophyta; Magnoliopsida; Brassicales; Brassicaceae. The record is from RefSeq and is a predicted model, not a curated record.